AUGGAAUAUUUGGUGAUGAUUAGAGCUGUUUCCAUUGGAUUUGUGCUCUUAUGUGUUUCUGGUUUGGGGUUUUUGCCAACGGAAGGUGCUGGCAGAGAAAGUUUCUUGAGAAACUCUUCUUCUUCUCCGCCAAGCUCUGUCAACGUCGGAGCUCUCUUUACUUAUGAUUCUUUCAUUGGAAGAGCAGCUAAACCUGCGUUUAUGGCGGCCAUUGACGACGUUAAUGCUGAUCAGAGUAUUCUCAGGAGAACCAAGCUCAACAUUGUCUUCCAUGACUCAAACUGCAGUGGAUUUACUGGCACCAUGGGAGCUUUGCAGGUAAUGGAGAACAAGGUGGUUGCAGCCAUUGGUCCACAAUCUUCAGGAAUUGGUCAUAUAAUCUCCCAUGUAGCUAAUGAGCUCCAUGUACCUCUCUUGUCAUUUGCAGCAACUGACCCGACUCUUUCUUCGCUACAAUUCCCUUAUUUUCUUCGAACCACACAGAGCGACUACUUCCAGAUGAAUGCUAUUGCGGAUUUUGUAUCUUAUUUCCGAUGGAGAGAAGUUGUUGCCAUCUUUGUUGAUGAUGAGUAUGGUAGGAACGGGAUAUCUGUUUUAGGUGAUGCUUUGGCCAAGAAACGUGCCAAGAUCUCUUACAAGGCUGCACUUACACCUGGAGCAGAUAUUAGCUCGAUCACUGACUUAUUGGCUUCUGUUAAUCUUAUGGAGUCUCGCAUCUUUGUUGUUCACGUGAAUCCUGAUUCGGGUUUAAACAUAUUCUCUGUGGCCAAGUCUCUUGGAAUGAUGGGCAGUGGCUAUGUCUGGAUCGCCACUGAUUGGCUUCUUACAGCUUUGGAUUCUGUGGAAACAGUGGACCCCAAAACAGUGGAUCUUUUGCAAGGCGUGGUUGCUUUUCGCCAUUACACACCUGAGAGUAACAAGAAGAGACGGUUUGAAGAAAGAUGGAAAAGCCUUAGAUCCAAAGAGAGUCCAGGAGGUGAUGGUGAUGGCUUCAAUUCUUAUGCAAUGUAUGCUUAUGAUACUGUUUGGUUGGUAGCUCGCGCUCUUGAAGUUUUCUUCAGUGAAGGCAAUACCGUGACUUUCUCCAAUGAUCCGAAUCUGAGGAAAACCAACGGUAGCAACAUCAAGUUAUCAGCACUUAACGUUUUCAAUGAAGGGGAGAGAUUCCUUCAGGUCAUUCAUGAGAUGAAUUACACAGGUCUGACCGGACAAAUCGAGUUUGAUUCAGAGAAAAACCGGAAAAAUCCAGCAUACGAUAUCCUAAACAUAAAUAGCAGAGGUCCACAAAGAGUAGGGUACUGGUCGAAUCAUACAGGCUUCUCAGUGGAGCCUCCGGAGACAUUAUACUCUAAGCCUCCAAACGCAUCUGCAGAACAUCAGCGUCUUAAUGAGAUCAAAUGGCCAGGGGGAGUAACAAAGCCACCUCGUGGUUGGGUUUUCCCUGACAAUGGAGAGCCGCUCAAAAUCGGUGUGCCUGACCGUGUGAGUUACAAAAACUAUGUCUCCAAGGAGAAUAACUCGCUUGGUGUUAACGGCUACUGCAUCGACAUCUUUGAAGCUGCUAUUCAAUUGCUUCCAUAUCCCGUCCCACGUACUUACAUAGUGUAUGGAGAUGGGAAGAGAAAUCCUUCAUAUGACAAUCUCAUAAGCGAAGUUGCUGCCAAUAAUUUCGAUGUAGCUGUUGGGGAUGUUACUAUAGUUACAAACAGAACCAAGUUUGUAGAUUUUACGCAGCCAUUUAUGGAAUCAGGGCUUGUGGUGGUAGCUCCAGUGAAGGGGGCCAAGUCUAGUCCUUGGUCGUUCUUGAAGCCAUUCACCGUAGAGAUGUGGGCUGUGACCGGAGCUUUCUUUCUCUUUGUGGGAGCUAUCAUUUGGAUUCUCGAACACCGCUUUAAUGAAGAGUUUCGUGGACCUCCUAGGCGUCAAAUCAUCACCGCUUUCUGGUUUAGCUUCUCAACGAUGUUCUUCUCUCAGAGGGAGAACACGGUGAGUACGCUGGGGAGGUUUGUGUUACUCAUAUGGUUAUUUGUGGUUCUGAUCAUCAACUCAAGCUACACGGCCAGUCUCACUUCGAUCCUCACCGUUCAACAGCUAACAUCUCGGAUAGAAGGAAUGGACAGUCUAAUAGCAAGCAACGAACCCAUUGGAGUGCAAGACGGUGCGUUUGCGUAUAAAUACCUGGUCAAUGAACUUAACAUACCUCCAUCAAGAAUCAUUCCGCUGAAAGACGAAGAAGAAUAUCUCUCUGCUCUCCAACUUGGUCCCAGAGCCGGUGGCGUGGCAGCCAUAGUCGACGAGCUUCCUUACAUCAAAGCUCUGUUGUCAAACAGCAACUGCAAGUUCCGUACUGUUGGACCGGAAUUCACUCGGACAGGCUGGGGAUUUGCCUUCCAGAGAGACUCUCCUCUAGCAGUGGACAUGUCAACAGCGAUCCUGCAGCUGUCUGAAGAAGGAAAACUGGAGAAUAUCCGCAAGAAAUGGCUUACCUACAGCCACGAAUGCUCAAUGCAGAUUGCAGACACAGAGAACUAUCAAAUCUCGGUACAGAGUUUCUGGGGGCUGUUCUUAAUCUGUGGCAUCGUUUGGUUCAUUGUACUCGCUCUUUUCGGCUGGAAAGUUUUCUGGCAAUGCCAACGGUUAAGAACAGAAGAAGAGAGUGAUGAAGUAAGAGCGAGCGAAGAAGCCAGUUCUUCUAGAUCAGGGAGAAGUUUGAGGGCGGCGAGUUUCAAGGACUUGAUCAAAGUUGUGGAUAAGAGAGAAGCAGAGAUCAAGGAGAUGCUUAAGAGGAAGAGCAGUAAGAAACUCAAAACUAGCCAAAGCUCAGCUGAAACUCCAUAGAGAUGAGUUUAUACGUAUAGAUGAUGAGAAGAGUCAACACAAUUUGUUUUAAGUGACUACAAACAUUACGUUACUUACAAAGGUAAAUAGAUAUAUUCAUAAGAUUUUGUAAUGGUACCAUAACCCAAAGAAAAUAAAUGCAAUUGUUUAUUCUUCUCA
Molecule: messenger RNA, 2997 nt
Organism: Raphanus sativus (radish)
Lineage: Eukaryota; Viridiplantae; Streptophyta; Magnoliopsida; Brassicales; Brassicaceae
Product: glutamate receptor 3.5
Exons: 6
Coding region: 1-2838 (945 amino acids)
Biological process (GO): G protein-coupled receptor signaling pathway
Cellular component (GO): plasma membrane
Molecular function (GO): G protein-coupled receptor activity; glutamate-gated receptor activity
Source: RefSeq, a predicted model, not a curated record